GCAGCAAACUGUGGUGAGACUCACAGCAGCAAGAAAAGAGCAGGAAAGAAAAAGACAGCGCCAGGGCGUCCUUGAAGUUCUCCCUGGAGGCUGCCUCUGUGGAGGAGUGGACCCCUGCUUCUCCAUGGAUCUGGAUAAGUCGUCCGUCUGGGACUCCUUAAAACAGAAAACCAGGCCACUGUUACUCAACCUGAGCAAGAAGAAGGAGAAAAAGAGCCCCAGCAGGCCGCUCGACUUGAGGGCCAGGCAUCGCCUGGACAGCCGCCUCAGCCUGUCUGUCCCCGACCUCCUGGAGGCCGAGGCCUUAGUCCCCGAAGGCCGGCCGUACGCGGGGCCGCAGUCCUCCUACACCUCCGUGCCCAACAGCCUGUCCACCGCCGGCAUCCUGCCCAAGAGCAGCAGCAGCUCCCUGAAGCAAUCGGAGGAGGAAUUAGACUGGAGCCUGGAGGAAGCCAGUCAUGUCCGCGGGGCAGAAACAGACGUGGAGGACAUUCACGGGUCUCCUGUGGGGGCCGGGCGCUCCUCUGGCCAGGGUGUCUCAGAGCUGGAAGGAAAUGCAGCCGGAGAGCUAGAGAAGCUGCGUGGUGGUGGCGAUCUCCAGGCUCCUGCGGCAUUGCGAACUUCCGAAGAGUCUAUGCUCAGGGAAGCCGGGGAUGGCCUGAGCAACCUCCCCAGCCCCUUCGCCUACCUCCUCACCAUCCAUCUGAAGGAAGGCCGGAACUUGGUGGUGCGGGACCGCUGUGGCACGAGUGAUCCCUAUGUGAAAUUUAAGCUGAAUGGGAAGACCCUGUACAAAAGCAAAGUCAUCUAUAAGAACCUGAACCCAGUAUGGGAUGAAAUCGUUGUGCUGCCAAUUCAGAGCCUCGAUCAGAAGCUGCGGGUGAAGGUGUACGAUCGAGACUUAACCACCUCCGACUUCAUGGGCUCUGCUUUCGUUGUUCUCCGUGAUCUCCAACUUAACAGAACGACUGAGCAUAUUUUAAAACUGGAAGAUCCAAACAGCUUAGAAGAUGACAUGGGAGUGGUUGUGUUAAACCUGAACCUUGUUGUGAAGCAGGGGGAUUUCAAGAGACAUCGGUGGUCGCAUCGGAAGCAGAUAAGUGCCAACAAGUCCUCUUUCAUCCGCAACCUGCGCCUCUCAGAGUCCUUGAAAAAGAACCAACUCUGGAAUGGGAUCCUCAGUAUCACUCUGUUGGAAGGAAGGAAUCUCUCAGGAGGACACAUGACUGAGGUGUUUGUUCAGUUCAGACUGGGAGAUCAGAGGUAUAAGAGCAAGACACUGUGUAAGAAUGCAAACCCGCAGUGGCAGGAACAGUUUGACUUUCACUACUUCUCUGACAGGAUGGGCAUUUUGGACAUUGAAGUGUGGGGCAAAGACGGUAAAAAGCAUGAGGAGCGCAUGGGCACGUGUAAAGUGGAUAUCUCUGCCUUCCCGUUGAAACAGGGCAACUGCUUGGAACUACCCUUAGACAGCUGCCCGGGGUCUCUCCUCAUGUUGAUCACACUUACGCCCUGUGUGGGGGUCUCCAUCUCAGAUCUGUGUGUCUGCCCCUUAGAAGACCCCAGUGAGCGGAAGCAGAUUUGCCAGCGCUAUGCUUUGCAGAAUUCCCUGAAGGACACAAAGGAUGUUGGCAUUUUGCAGGUGAAGGUUCUAAAAGCUGUGGACCUCCUAGCAGCAGAUUUUUCAGGAAAGAGCGAUCCUUUCUGCUUGCUGGAGUUGGGUAAUGAUCGGCUGCAGACACAUACCAUUUACAAGAACCUCAACCCGGAGUGGAACAAAGUCUUUACCUUUCCAAUUAAAGAUAUCCAUGAUGUUCUGGAAGUGACCGUGCUUGAUGAAGAUGGAGAUAAGCCCCCUGAUUUUCUUGGAAAAGUUGCCAUUCCUUUGCUAUCUAUUAGAGAUGGACAACCGAAUUGUUAUGUAUUGAAGAAUAAAGAUUUAGAACAAGCAUUUAAAGGAACAAUUUACUUAGAAAUGGACCUCAUAUAUAAUCCAGUCAAAGCAAGUCUGAGGACAUUUACUCCCAGAGAAAAGCGCUUUGUUGAAGAUAGCCGCAAGCUGUCAAAGAAGAUUUUGUCGAGAGAUGUAGACCGGGUAAAAAGACUCUCCUUGGCGAUAUGGAAUACAAUACAGUUCCUCAAAGGUUGUUUUCAGUGGGAAUCCACGUUGCGAAGUACAAUAGCAUUCGUGGUGUUUUUGGUCACGGUCUGGAAUUUUGAACUCUAUAUGAUCCCCCUGGCAUUACUCCUGCUUUUUGUCUACAAUUUCAUCGGACCCAUGAAAGGAAAGGUCAACAGUACACAGGAUAGCCAGGACAGCACAGACCUAGAGGAGGAGGAAGACGAUGAUGAUAAGGAAUCUGAGAAAAAGGGGUUCAUUGAGAGACUCUAUAUGGUCCAGGAUAUUGUCUCCACUGUCCAAAACAUCUUGGAGGAAGUAGCAUCUUUUGGAGAAAGAAUUAAAAACACCUUUAACUGGACGGUCCCUUUCCUCUCGAUGCUGGCCUGCCUGGUCCUUGCCAUCAUUACUGUCAUCUUGUACUUCGUUCCUCUGCGUUACAUCGUUUUAAUCUGGGGCAUAAAUAAAUUUACGAAGAAGCUUCGAAAUCCCUAUUCGAUCGACAAUAAUGAGCUACUAGACUUUCUCUCCAGGGUACCAUCGGAUGUUCAAAAGGUGCAGUAUGCAGAACUGAAACCCUGCGGCAGCCAGAGUCCCCUUAGGAAGAAGCGCAGCACUCUCUAGAUUGUGUGCCCAACCAAACUGGCAUCCGGACAUGCGGCCCUGGGCUGUGUAGACCCCUCCCUGGAUCCUGUCUUCUUCUUCUUUACAUGCAGCCAUCUCUACGCCUGGGUGUCUCAGAUGCAGAGACCCAGCCACUCACCCAAAAGACCCCCCCCCCCCCAGGAGACAACAUGGAGUCUGGAUCAGAAGAUGCUACCACAGCACAGUUUCCACUGGCUUGAAGAAUGAACCCCUCCUCCCCUCCCCCCCCACCCCCCCGGGGAACAGCAGGAGACACACAUGGGUUCCAGAAUAAUUCUGACUUCCACCCCCUCCGCCCCUCCCUCCAGCUGAUUCUCAUUACUGUCUUGUUCCCCGUUGGGUAUGGUGGCAUACAACUGUAAUCUCAGCUUCCCCCCUCCCCUCUCUCCUCCCUCCCUCCCCCACACCCCAGCCAGGGGUGGAGGGGGGAGGCUGAAGCAUAUGGAUGGAGAGUUCGGUAUCAGCUUGGACUGUGUGGUGGAUGCCAGGCCCGGCUGACUGAGCUACACGGCCACAGCCUCUCUCCAACACAAUCUCUUCACCCUACCCCCAUUCUUCUUGCAGGGUAUCCCUCAAAGUUUCUUUCAAUUUAGUGAGUCUGUGGUAACCAUCAUCUAGGCGGAUAAAUAUAUAACAGAAGAAGAAAAAACACAUUUGUAAUGCUUUCCGGAAGGAAUCCUGGCCUUUUGAGGACCUGUGUGUUGCACAGCUGGGUGCCAGCCUGCACCUUGGUCCAUUGCUGGCCUAGAGAGGGGUCCCGAGGGAUCUGUUUUCAGCAAGGAUUGUGUCACCUUCAAAAUGCCAGAGCUCCUGCCUCAGCGUAACCACCGCUCUCCAUAAACAGUGUGUCAGCCUGGAGUUAGGGAAAGGCCGGGCUGUUGCGUGGAUGGGAGGAGGGGGUGAAAAAAAUUAAUUCUGAGAGUAUUGAGAUCGCUGCAUGGAGAAGACUGAGAGAGCAGCUGCUGACUUAAAUAUAUCACCAUUUCGGUCGUGUUCUGGGCCUCUCUAUCAUUUUUUGCUUCUCUGUGGUCAAAAUAAGCUAUCUACAAUACAAAUUUGUCUCAGAGCCACACUUGUAAGAAAGAUCCCACCCCGAAGUGUUCUUUUGCUUGUACCUAACUCCUGCACAUAUCCAGUUCCACCCACCAAACAAAAAAGCCUCGACUUUGUGCAUAUCUGGAAUGUAUACAAGGAUCUACGUCCGAAUGAUAUUUAAUCUUCAAUGACUGAUGUUCAUGCAUAUCUUAACGUGCAAUUUUAUAUGUGUAUGUAUUGUAAAGAAAGGUUGAGGUAAAAAGACCUAAUUUAAUAGUGACUUUACUGUGUGUGUACGUGGUUUUUUUUUCCCUUUUGUCUCUGGGUUGUAAUUUAAUAAUAAUCAAACAAAAUGUUUAUGAGAAAAAGCCGACCAUUCUAAACCUUA
This is a messenger RNA of Dipodomys spectabilis (banner-tailed kangaroo rat), 4187 nucleotides long. RefSeq names its product multiple C2 and transmembrane domain containing 2 (gene Mctp2). NCBI's taxonomy places the organism in Eukaryota, Metazoa, Chordata, Mammalia, Rodentia, Heteromyidae. Gene Ontology annotation, molecular function: calcium ion binding. Gene Ontology annotation, biological process: regulation of neurotransmitter secretion. The coding region runs from base 125 to 2743 and encodes 872 amino acids. Gene Ontology annotation, cellular component: synaptic vesicle membrane. The record is from RefSeq and is a predicted model, not a curated record. The transcript is spliced from 23 exons.